Thrips palmi is the source of this 1440-nucleotide messenger RNA. RefSeq lists its product as uncharacterized. The coding region runs from base 193 to 1182 and encodes 329 amino acids. NCBI's taxonomy places the organism in Eukaryota, Metazoa, Arthropoda, Insecta, Thysanoptera, Thripidae. The record is from RefSeq and is a predicted model, not a curated record. The transcript is spliced from 8 exons.
CACAACUGGACGCUGGAGACUUACAUCAUGAAGAGUGUGUUCGAGGCGGCAGCCGUGCACUGGAAUUUUACUCCAGAUAUUGACAUGACACCAGACAUUCCCACGUCUGUUUAGCGGCCCUCGCCACGCGAUGUACCACCAUUUGCAGUGCAGGCGGCGCUGGCCAACGGCUCGUUCAGCGGCAGGCUGGGCAUGCUGGAGAGGGGCGAGUGCGACGUGGCGCUGGCGCCCUACAACCUGGACACGAGGCGGGUGGCCGCCCUGCAGCCCAGCGCCGAAGUCACGCAGGACUCGUUCAAAGUGCACGUGCGGUGUGGCGUCACCAGGGUGGGCAGCGACUCCGCCACAGUCCUGUUGCAUGGCUCUGCUUUGGCUAUGCUCUUCGGCGGAUUGCUAAUGGUCCUCGUUGUCCAGCUGAUUAGUAACCGCUCAGCGCUGGGAGAGGCAGGGGUCUCUUCUCGUCCCGACUUUUGGACACUGCUGUUUGACAACUGGUCUACCUUGACCGAGGUGCCACUGCCCAGACGCACGUCCAGUGCCUCACUGCGUGCGUUGUUCGGUUCCUGGCUCUUCUUCGUCUUGACCGUCAAUGUGGCCCUCAAGUCGCAACUCACGGCCGAGACCACGAAGGCCGCUCCUGUGACUCGCAUCAAUGCCCUAGUGGAGCUUCAAGAUUCAAAAGUGACGGUGCUGGGCUACAGCAACAGCCGGUCGGUUGUGGAGGCAGUCGAUGCGAUGGGCUUCGGGGGAGACAAGUCGCUUUUCUGCGAGGACGACACCGUCGAGCCCUGUCUGACCAGGUUCGAGUCGGAUGACGGCUUCGCGGUGCUGCGCUCCGUGGCCAUGCCUUCCUCCAUGAAGUGCCUGCGUGGAUGCUACUACGUCGUGGACGAGAGCGUCAUCAUUGCUAGUAUAGUGUUCUUCAUGCGUCGCCACGACCCGCUGGGCCAACGCCUCAGCGACACUGUACUCGCCCUGCGCGCCUCGGGCAUCAUGGACCACUGGCAAGACCUGCACCGGCUCCGACGGACAACAGUGUCGCGCAAUCCCGCAGCCGGGCCCGACGGAGGAAUCUCCCUAAGGCUGGCGGCCGUCGCUUGGUCCAUGGGUCUCACAGUGGCGACGGCGGUGGCGAUCUUUGAAGUUCUCUGGUGGCGCUUGCACCACCGACACGGGUUCUGAGCGGUUCUGAGUGUGUUCGCAACGAAAGGCCCUCAUACUUUUUAGACCAUGCCAGCAGGGUGUGGGAGAAGCAGCAACACCGAGCAAAACACGCUCAUUCCAGGAACGUGACAUCAAGAUCGUAAGCAUUGUGUCACAUUCGUUUCGGUGUAAAUCAGCUACAAAUUAGCUUAUUCACAUUUAAACGAAUGUGAUACAAUGCUCAAAAGAACGUCACAUUUUGUCACAUCCGUUUGAACUUGAUGUCCCGUUCCUCGA